This is a messenger RNA of Esox lucius (northern pike), 1111 nucleotides long. RefSeq names its product allatostatin-A receptor. Gene Ontology annotation, biological process: G protein-coupled receptor signaling pathway. Gene Ontology annotation, molecular function: G protein-coupled receptor activity. NCBI's taxonomy places the organism in Eukaryota, Metazoa, Chordata, Actinopteri, Esociformes, Esocidae. The transcript is spliced from 5 exons. Gene Ontology annotation, cellular component: membrane. The coding region runs from base 67 to 990 and encodes 307 amino acids. The record is from RefSeq and is a predicted model, not a curated record.
UCAUCUUGGCAUACGCUGUGGAAUAUGAUGUACACAUGAGGAUAGAGCUCUGAAUAAAGUUGGACUAUGGUUAUCCAAAACACAUUCUCCCUGAUCUUCGCCUGCUUCUGUGGGGUGAUACUGGGCAUUGGUUUCUGUGGCAACCUGCUGGUGUUCUCUCUGUUCGCCAAGUACAACUCUCUGAGGAAGAACCGCCUGGAUGUCCUACUGCUCAGCAUGGCCCUGGCUGACUUCCUCACCCUGCUACUGAUCCCAUUCACCCUGCACUCUGUUGUGAGCUACUCGUGGCCCCUGGGGGACACCGCCUGCAAGGUGUACCAGUUCUUCAUGGCCUUUUCCCUGGGGGCCAGCACCUACAGCCUGUGUGCCGUGUCCUUGACACGGGCUAUGAUCGUCGUCAACCCUUACCGCCCUCCCACCAUGGACCUGGUGGUUCUGAUGUUCGUCCUGGUCUGGGCGUCUGCCUUUUUCAUCAGCCUGCCCCUGAGGAUCUUCGCCACUAAGGAGAGCCAGGGACCCGGCCUGACCAACUUCACCUUCUGCCUGCCUACCAUCCAGGAGCACCAUUACCAGGUGGUCUUGAGCCAGUUCAUGCUCUACUACUUUCUGCCCAUGUUGGUGAUUGCCUUCAAUUACAUCCGGUUGGCCUGCUUCCUUCAUAAGAGCCCUGUCAUGUCCGAGGCCAGCGCGCGCAACACCCGGCGAGCCUCUGUCAUGGUGUUCCUGGCGGCCGGGACCUUCUCCGUGUGCUGGCUGCCUGGGUACAUCCUGGAGCUGUGCUUGUACUUGGAGCUCUACCAUCACGGACAGUCGUGGGAGAUGUUCUACUUCAUCUGCACGGUCCUCCAGUACCUCCACCCCUGCGUUAACCCUGUGCUGUACGUGCUGCUGUCCAAGAGGUACCGCCACCGUAGGGGCGCCUGGCUGUUUAACUGCAAUAAGAACCGGGUGCAGCCGCGGAUUGUCAGUGUCACCACAGAGACCUUAUGAAGUGGACCGACGGCUCCUAACCUUUUCCAUUCAGGGUUCCAGGUGGGGAUUUUCAUGAGGACCUCCAAAUCAGAGGCAAAAUGUCUCGAGGACCAGCACUGGUGGAGUCACACAAGUGCUU